UGUUGUUCUUCUUCCUGAAUGUAACCUUCAUCAUCAUCAUCACUGUAGAGUUUAUAUAGUUAUAGUAUAUAAUCACAGUCUUAUGUUUUGUGAGCGUAGAAAGUGAAUAACGACCGUAGAGUUCUGUGGCAGCAGCAGGGACCAGUAACUCACCCUGCGUUCACUUAAGUCUCGGAACUCGGAGCUCUGAAGUCAUGGUUGGCGGAUCCUCCGUUCGAGUGCAAACCUCAGACGCAGGUCUGUGAUGGCGAGUCCUGAGGUUUAAUGGAACGCCCCCAGAGCUCCGAGCUCCCAGUACAAUGAAAUGCAGCAUCACUCGUCGAUAUGAAGUUGGCGGGUGUAGUAAACGUUUCCACCAAUCAAUGUCGUUGUCACACUGUAGGAUUGAUGGUAGUUUAGUAUUUCUCAAUGACAUCACGGUUAAAACAUGUUUCUCUUAAAACAAGGUUGAUUUCAUAGGGACUUCCAUUGUGUCACAGCCUCAGAGCUCGACAGGACCAGUUUGUUUCCAGUGCAGCAGAACCAUGUCGACCCAGUUGACCACGCAGUCCGUCCUGAGAGAGUUCUGCCCGCUCUACUACCUGCUGAACACAAUACCAGCCAAGGUGCAGCGUGGCUUUAGGUCCGUCGUCGUCUACCUGACGGCACUCGACAGCAGCAGCGACUUCCUGGCGGUCGGCAGCAGCAUUGGCAUGUUGUACCUGUACUGUCGCCGCCUCGCCCACAUGAACAAGUACAGUCUGGAGGGAAAGUGUGAUGCGAUCACAGCUGUGAAGCUGCUCAGCUGUUUUGAUGACCUGGUUGCCGUGGGAACAGCUUCAGGUCGGGUGUCAGUCUUCCAGCUGGUGUCUCCACUUCCUGGUCGUAACAAACAGCUGAGGCGUUUCGACGUGGUGGGGCUCCACAAAGGAUCAGUGACGUGUUUGUCGUGGAGCACCAAUGGGAUGAAACUGUUCUCAGGAGAUGAUAAAGGACGAGUCGUCUUCUCGGCUCUGGACCUAGACCAGGGUGUGUGUAAACCCGUGCUGCUGUUAGAGGAGACCUCAGGUGUGGUGCAGGUGGACUACAGUCACCAGGUGCUGCUGGUGUCUACACAGCACAGAUCUCUGCUGUACUUCACUCAGAGACAGGAAGUCCAGCAGCUCGGCACCAGGCCACGCAAGAGCAGCGGCAGGUUCGGCGCCUGCUUCCUGCCGGCUCUCUGUAAACAGAGCGACCUGCAGGUGUUUGCUGCUCGACCUGGACUCAGACUGUGGAGGUCUGACGUCACAGGACAGGUGGAGGACACACGCCUGCUCAAACCACUCUUCAACACACAGAUUCCUCAGUUUGAGUUGUUUCCUCGUCCUGGUCCGGUCGGUGCGUACCGUCCAGCAGACAGACAGCUCGGACUGAUCAGCUGUUUCCUCAGAGACGGUUGGAUCCUCAGCUGGAAUGAGUACAGCCUCUACGUCCUGGACUGUCUGAGCGAGGUGAUCAUCGGAGCGUUGGAGAGCAGUGGAGACAUCGUCUCAGUAUCAUGUUGUGACAAUGAGAUCUUCAUCCUGAAAGGAGACAGAGACAUCAUCCGUCUGUCCAACAGUCCCGAGGGACUGACCUCCAGCUUGUCAGAACUCUCCAUUCAUCUGUCCUCACCUUUGACCACGCCCACCAUCCUUCCACUAUCUGGAUCAGUGGAAACAGCUCAGCCAAUCAGAACCAUGGCCAUCAUUGUAGAGGGAGGGGGGGGGGGGGGGCAACUUGGCCAGAAGGAAGAGAAAGACGACGACGAGGAAGUGGAGGAGGCGGAGGAACAGCUGGAGGAACAGCUGGAGGAACCGCUGGAGGAACCGCUGGAGGAACCGCUGGAGGAACCGCUGGAGGUGAUGGAGCAACUCUCCCGACGGCCCUGUUUGAUGACGAGCAGCUCUCGUAGUCGCAGUAGCUCCGUCACUUCCUGGGAUAGUCUCCAUGGAAACGUCAUGGAAACAUCCUGUGAGCUCGGCUCCAGACGCUACAGCGCCCCCCUGGGUCAGGAGGAGAUGCAACAGGAGCUGGUGGUGAAAGCCAUUAGAGUGAAGAAAAAACAGAGGAGACGACAAGACAGUAGCAGUGGGAACCGUCUCUCUGAAAGCAGCUGCUCAGACUCCAUGUUUGUAGUCCAGGAUGGCAGCUGUAGUGAUGGAGGAAGUGGAACUCCUCUGAGCGACCGGGCCUCACUCAUGUGGCUGGACCUUCAGAACCAGGACUCGCAGGAGGCAGGAGGGGGACAUUCAGACUCUGGCUCCAACCUCCAUCCAGGACCCCUGCUCCUUCAGGGCGUAGAGACCCAGCUGGGCCCAGAGGUCGUCCCUCCAACCCCAGAUGUAGAUCUGCUGCUGGAGUGCACCUUCUCUUACAUGCACAAAACUGAGGAAGAUGAUGGACAGGAGCAGCAGCCAAUGGAGGAGCAAGAAGAUGAUUAUCUAAACCCUCUGAUUGGACCAGAGGAAGCAGAGGAGGAGAAGGAGGUGGGCAGCUUGAUGCCCCCUGCUGGCCUGACAGACCAGAUGUUUUACUCAACUGUGUCCACUCUGGAAAGAGAACGAAGUGUGUCCAGUGAUGAAGAGGGAGACAUCUACUGUCACACUCUGCCUGGUGCUGGCAGCAGAGGAGAAGUCCACACCUGUCCAUCCAAUCAGAUGGAGAGGACGUCAGACAGAGAGAUCGAGCAGGACACUCAGGACAGAGACAGACACAAACCUGACCAGUUGGCAGAAAGCUGGAUGGGAUACUCGGGACCAGGAUGUGGAAUACUGAGCUUGCAAGUGACUGGCAGGCAUGUGUGGUGUCUGGACUUUAAAGGAGGACUGUUCUGCACCAGUCUGCCUGAAACUGGACUCAACUGGCAGCGCUUUGAGGACAAUGUCCACCAGGUGGCGUUAUCGCCUUCAGGUAACCUGCUGUGGAAGGUGGAGCAGAAGAGCAUGAAGGCAUUUGCUUGUGCUAAAGUGUCGGUGAAAGGAAAACGUCACUGGUACAAAGCUGUGGAGCAGACAGCCUUUGUGGCUCUGAGUGACGACUCCGCCUGGAUCAUCAGGACCAACGGGGACCUUUACCUGCAGACAGGUCUGAGCGUGGAUCGUCCCUGUGCUCGCUCCAUGAAGGUCGACUCCCCGUGUGUGUUCAGCCAGGUGUGUGUGAGAGGGGGCGUGGUCUGGGCCCUGAGCGAACACAAGGCGCUGUUCUACCGAGAAGGACUGAACAGCUACUGCAGCGAGGGCGAGGGCUGGAAGUACGACACUGUCAGUGAGGCUCAGGGUCUGGAGCUGAUGUGCGUUGCCCUGGGAGACGGAGGGACGGCCUGGGCCCUGGACACCGGCGGCAGUUUGUGGUUCAGGACGGGAAUCAGCUGGUCCAGACCUCAGGGACAGGACGACCACUGGUGGCAGAUCAGUAUUUCGGACUACGUGGUCUUCGAUCAGGGAAGCCUUUUCCAGACGCUGCUGCAGGCGACGCAGAGUGUUGCCACGGUAACCAGGGCGCCAGUGGAGCGGGUGGUGGCUUUCCUGUCUCAGUACUCCACCUGUCAGCCGAGUUUGGUCGGAGCCAAUGCCAGCGGAGUCUGGGUUGCAUCAGGACGCAACCAGCUGCACCUGGCCCGAGGCAGCCUCGUAGGAACCUUCUGGCAGAAUGUGGUUCCAAGAGGAACCGUCUCAGCCACCAGGUGGAGCUUCAUCACAUCCUCAGCUCUGCCUCACAGAGAAGGUACUUUCCUGUGGUUGGCUCAGAGCAGGAAGGAUCUGUUCAGUGUUUGGGACCAGGAUGGAGAGCUCCGCCCCUCCUCUGUCUCGCUCCCACCUGAGGUGGAGCUGACUCACCUGUCUGCCUGUCGUGAUGCUCUGUGGGGUUUGGACUCUCAUGGUCGAGUUAGUAUUCGUACACUGUCCCAGUCCUGUCCCACCGGACUGCACUGGACCGCCCUGGACCUCAGCCAGCUUGGUAGUGUUCGUCUGGUCAGUUUGAGCUGUGGCAGUCAGAACGUCUGGGCCAUCGACAGUCGAGGAAUUGUCUACUUCAGGGUUGGAACUCAACCGAUGAACCCGAGCAUGAUGCUGCCUGCCUGGAUCCACAUAGAACCACCUGUACAGCCAAUAGGAGUGCAGCUGGUGAGUAUUCAAACGAGUCCUAACGAUCGUCUCCUCUGGGCUUUGGACAACAGAGGAACUGUUUUUGUUAGAACUGGACUCAGCGAUGAGAUGCCUGUGGGGACGGACUGGGACCUAGUGCCAGGGUUAGCAGCGAGUCAGCUGGUCCUCAGUUGUCGAACCGUUUGGGUUCGAUGUGUAAACGGAGAUUUGGCUCGACGUUACGGCGUCUCUGAACGAAACCCUGCUGGAGAUUACUGGAAGAAGAUUCCUGGAAACGCCAACUGGUUAACUGUGACUCCAGAAGACGAGUUGUGGGCGGUGACUCCUGCUGGUGGUUUGUCCCGUCGGCUCACAAAGCUCCUCCCACAGACUUCCUAUAAACCCGCCUCCUCAGGCCCUGCCCUCAGUGGAGAUGAUGUUGAGGAUGAAUGGGAGCUCAUCUGACCUGUGACAUCACAGUGAUGUCACUGCCAGGUGUUGGUCUCUCUGAGCUGGACGUUAUGACUUCACCGUGAUAUCACUUCCUAUGACAUUCAAGUAUAAAAUGGCCGCCACACAGAGAGCCCAGAUGGCUUCUGGGAAAUGAAGUGAACUGGGUUUUAUUAUUUGGUUUUAACAGGAAGCACUUUAAUCUCUGAGGGGAGGGGGGGGGGGCAAUUUCUACUGGUUCCAAUCAGUUCCGCUGGUUCUAACUGGUUUAGUUUUUGUUUGUGAGGACGUUAAAAGGACAGUCUGGUUUAAUUUAAUUGAUUAUCAGAGAUCAGUGAUAUUAAAGGGACAUUUCACUGUAAGUCAGUGUACAGAGUGGGCAGGGGUGGGGGGUAAUCACUUUAUCAAUUUAAUCUACUGUAGCUCCAGUUUAAUUGUUCCUGAUAUCUGAAAGGAUGAAGUGAAAUAUUUAAAUAAUUUUUCUGUUUGACAUUCCACUCUCCACAGAGCAGACUUGUCUAAACCGGUUUAAACUGGUUCUCUGACCAAACUGGACGCUCCUGUGGUCUGUUUCUCAGUUACCAUGGUAACAGGCUGGAGUAACUGUCAUUGGCAACGAUUUAUAUAAAAGAUGUAAUUUUCAUAAAUUAAUUUUGUGGACUCAAAUGGACUCUAGUGGGCUUUGGUUGACUCUGGUUGACUCUGGUUGACUCUGGUGGACUGUGGUUGACUCUAGUGGACUGUGGUGGACUCUAGUGGACUGUGGUGGACUGUUGUGGACUGUGGUGGACUGUUGUGGACUUCGGUUGACUGGUGGACUGUGGUGGACUGUGGUUGACUCUGGUGGAAUGUGGUGGACUCCGGUGGACUCUAAUGGACUGUGGUGGACUGUGGUGGACUCUACAGGACUCUGCUGGACUGUCGUGGACUGUGGUGGUCCUCUCACUUUCUCCUCUCUAACAGCAUCACGAGUAAAACCUGAGCACGUGUGACUCUGUCAUGAUGUCAUCAUUCCAUCAGCUGAUUGGUUGGAGGUUCCUGCUGCUGACCAAUUAGAAUUCAGUGUGAAGUCACCUGUUGUGUGGUGUCAUUCUUUAGCUUAAUAAACAUGUUUUAUCACUGAA
Molecule: messenger RNA, 5662 nt
Organism: Scophthalmus maximus (turbot)
Lineage: Eukaryota; Metazoa; Chordata; Actinopteri; Pleuronectiformes; Scophthalmidae
Gene: tecpr2
Product: tectonin beta-propeller repeat containing 2
Exons: 27
Coding region: 525-4553 (1342 amino acids)
Molecular function (GO): protein binding
Source: RefSeq, a predicted model, not a curated record